AGGUUGUCUCUCUUUUUACUGGCAUUAUUUAUGGUAAUGUAUCCAUCAACUUCAUUAUUAAAAACUCGAUUUACGCAAAAUUUUGGUAUAAUUACAUUUAAGCAAUUUAAACAAAAGCGAUUUGCUCAUGAUCUUGUCGUAAGAAAAACAACAGGGAAACCUAUUAUUAAAUAUGGUCCGGGAGGUCGAUCUUCGGUUAGUGGACAUAUAGCGACUGUUUUUGGAAGUACGGGAUUUUUGGGCCGUUAUCUUGUCAGCAAACUUGCCAAACAUGGAACUCAAGUAGUUUUGCCAUAUCGUGAUGAAGAUGCGAAAAGGCAUUUAAAAGUUACCGGAGAUUUAGGUCAAGUUGUUUUUUUGGAGUUCGAUCUCCGUAAUGAACAAAAUAUUAUUGAAGCUGUUAGACAUUCUGAUAUUGUCUAUAACUUAAUAGGAAGAGAUUAUGAAACUAAGAAUUUUACUUACGAGAAGGUUCAUAUAGAAGGGGCAGAAAGAAUUGCGAAACUUUGUAAAAAAUUUGAUGUAUCAAGGUUAGUUCAUGUAUCAGCUUUAAAUGCUGAUAUUAAUUCCCCGUCAAGAUUUUUACGAACAAAGGCAUUAGGAGAAAAAGCUGUUAAAGAACAAUUUCCUGAUGUAACAAUAGUUCGUCCUGGAUAUAUGUUCGGUCCUGAGGAUAGAUUUUUGAAUAGAUUAUCAGGAUUUCCAUAUGAAUUAAUGGUUAACCAUGGAGAAACAUUAUUUAGUCCAGUUUACGUAAUUGAUGUGGCAACAGCGUUAGAAACGAUGAUGAAAAAUGAAACAACAAUUUCUUCAACAUAUGAAUUAUAUGGACCGGCUGUAUAUAGUAUGCGAGAAAUUUAUGAUAUUAUUGACGAUAUUAUGAAGAAAAAGCGUACACGUUUGAAUGUACCUAGCCCGAUUGCAUUAGGUAUUACAAAAUUAUUAACUUAUUUACCUUGGCCUUAUUUAACACCAGAUGAAAUUGAGAGGUAUUGUAUAAGUGAUAAACCUGGCAAAGCAGUAGGAGGUGGGGAAGUAAAAACCUUUAGUGAUUUGGGUGUUGAACUUGUUGAUUUAGAAAGUAAAGCUAUUCAAGUUGUUAGAAGAUAUAGGAGUAAUACUCAUUUUGAUCAGCCUAUUAGUAAAAAUAUUGGUAAAGUUAAAAAAGGUGUUUACCAUGUUGAAUACUGAAGAGGGCCGUAAUUUUGUUGUAUUGAAUUUUGACAUUAUUUUUAAAAUGGAUUAUUAAUGCGUAUUUGUCCUUUAGAUUUAUCGAAUAAGAUAAUAAAAAUAACAUAUUUAUAAAUAUAAAUUAAUUAAAUGAUAUCAUGUGUGUAAAAAACUCAUGUUGGGUGAAACCUAAAGGUUUUUAUCUGUGCAUAUACUAUUAGCCUUGUAGGAAAUAUUGAAGUUUACAUUCCCGUGAAAGUCAUAUUAUAUUUAAAAAUUAUUAUGCAUUUUUAUAUUCCCAAUUUUCCAUAAUCAGUAAAUUUUCAUAAUAAACAAAUAAUUUAGUAAUUGAUUAAAAAUAACCAUCAUUAUUAAAUGUCA
Molecule: messenger RNA, 1551 nt
Organism: Rhizophagus irregularis DAOM 181602=DAOM 197198
Lineage: Eukaryota; Fungi; Glomeromycota; Glomeromycetes; Glomerales; Glomeraceae
Cellular component (GO): mitochondrion
Molecular function (GO): protein-containing complex binding
Source: RefSeq, a predicted model, not a curated record